Mercenaria mercenaria is the source of this 3183-nucleotide messenger RNA. RefSeq lists its product as uncharacterized. Gene Ontology annotation, molecular function: DNA-binding transcription factor activity, RNA polymerase II-specific; RNA polymerase II cis-regulatory region sequence-specific DNA binding. The transcript is spliced from 5 exons. Bases 89 to 2977 code for a protein of 962 amino acids. The record is from RefSeq and is a predicted model, not a curated record. Gene Ontology annotation, biological process: regulation of DNA-templated transcription. Lineage: Eukaryota; Metazoa; Mollusca; Bivalvia; Venerida; Veneridae.
UGUAUACGCCAUUUGUAAAUUUUAAUUAAUGUAUUUAUUUUCGCAGCAUAUCGAGAUUAAUCACAGAACAUAAGGGCUGGCAGCCAUCAUGAGAAUUGUGGAUGUUUCCAGUAUACAGGACAUACCUGGUUAUGUAGAAAUACUGAAAUUUGUUCUCAAAAGUCAGAUACAGAACCUUGUUGAGCAGCUACAAGAUCAUGCAGGGGAGGAAACACUUGUUCUGUCAGCCAACCUUACAGCAGGGACAUUAAGCCACCUGGAGUCAGACAGGGGGCAGGGCUUUCUGGAUAUGAGGGAGGAUAUCAAGUCACAGUUCCUAACACACUGUCUACAAGGGAAGCAGAAAUAUCAUACAGCUGUGCCCCCAGGUCACAAAGUCUCAGGUCACAGAGUGGCAGGGUCGCCACACCCAAAUACAGCUGAGCCACAAGUUCACAGAGCCCCAGAGCUUCAGCCAGCUGAGCCCCAUGGUCACAGAGUCCCAGGACUUCAGCCAGUUGAGCUCCAUGGUCACAGAGCCCCGGGAGUUGUGCCAGCUGCUGAGACACCACAUCACAAAGAUGCAGGACUGAAGCAACUUAAUCACAGCAAAUCAAUAAAACUAAGCAGCGCUGGGUUGCCCCAUACAGCCUCCAUCAGAGUGUCUCAGUCAGAAAGUGUUGGAUUACACCAUACAGGAACCAGCAGAGUGACCCAGUCAGAAAGCACUGGAUCACACUGUAAAGGUACCAACAAAAUGACUGAGAUCAGUAGUGCUGGAAUACCCCAUGAUUUAUUUGAAUCAGGCACCAACAAACUAAUAGAGCAGAGGAGCAAUGCAUUACCUCAAACAUGUACCAACACAUUAACACAGUCUGUUAGUACAGGGAGUCAACCGUAUAACAAGAGAACGUGCCUGGAUGAUGUUAACAGGUUGUCACCACCAAACAUAAAUAGAUUACCGUUGCCAGGAGACAAUAGAAUGUCACAACAACCAUUGACCAAUAAUUUCACAAUUCAUUCACCAGGCAAACUAAAUGACCAUCUACUGGCAAGCACGCAACAAAAUGACACGGAGGACAAUGCUGCUAACCAGAACUCUAAAGUCAGUACAUUUUUGCCAGGACCACUAACAGAUUUGCCUACUGUAAACCAGUCUCUGUCUGAACAUUUAACAAAUUUACCAACAAUAAACCAGUCUGCAGUGAAAGACUUAAUGAGUUUGUCUUAUAGUGCACAGGUUCUUCCACAGUUCAUGCCACCGUUACAGACAAACAUUACUCCAAUGAAACUGAUUGAUGAAAAUCAGUUUAAUGCGUCUACAUUGAAGUCAUCACAAGUUUCAAGUUUUAUAUAUCCUGAAACUUUAUCAAAUUUCUUGGGAAGUCAGAAAAGUUCUCCAUCGAAGACCACACCAGUUACAAACAUACCAUAUCAUGAAAACAUGGCGGGUUGUAAAACUACUGCUAGCAUUACGGUAUUACAGCAAAAUUCUUAUUCAGCUUCAAAUUGCUUACAGGAUAUUUCUGUAAAACAAGACAUAAGGCCAUCUGCCAAAGAGCAAAUAAAUAAAACUACAAAAAGAAAACAGAAAAGAAGUUCACGUUCAAAGCCUCUGUCUAUAACUGUUUCAAUGCAAGACUCGGCGAUAAAGAAGCCUCGAAUUUUAGAACCUGAAUUUUCACAAAACCAUAUUCUGACACCUGAUGUGACAAUGACUACCUCUGUUCACAGUAAAGAUAUAACAAAUGUACAUUCUGUUACACCUUUACUGACAAAUUUAUCAACUCCUAAUGUACCUAAUACACCAGGCUUUUCACUUCUGAAAAUGCAACCUGUUGUGCUGAUUGACGAUCCAAAUCAAGGUGCAAGAAAAAUAUUUAUAGAAUCGGGAUCAGUAGAUAAUCCAUUCAGUGGCAGUAAAACAACUCCAGAAAAUUCAAAAUCAUUACUUGUUGAACCAAAUGGACAUUUAACAAAUAUUGCCAGUGGUUCAAAUAGGCAGAUGCAUACUCUAGAUGUGAAGGAAAAAGACAAAACCAAGAAGACUUUGUCUAGUAAAAUAGAUGAAAUAACACAGCGUAUUACAAAAGAUGAUGCCAUUAAGCAGCAUACUGUACAGACAAGUGACUGCGACCAAGGUGGAGACAGUAUAGCUUGCUCUGUUACUUCUAGAUUUACCUCAGCUGGUAACCAUGGAAACAUAGACAGUUUAAAUAAUGAGUCCAGCAGCCAUGAUGUGUCCACUCCUUCAAGUUUAGAGCAUCUCAAUGAUGGAGACCCAUCCAAAUUAAAAGAUGGUUCAAGAGCAUCCCACAGAAAGCCAAAACUUCCAAGAUUUAACAUCGGAGUGGCAAGUGACGAUGAGGACAAUGCGGAAGCUGCAGAAUCACCAAGUGUGGUCAGCCCUGAAACUUCAACUCAGGCUGCAGCCAAUAUUAGCCCAUUUGGAAUACCUCAGUCAUCUGUAAACAUCAGCCAUGAUGACGCGCAAGAUAUCAUCAAUAUUCAAGUUAGUGGUGAGGACUCAGAGACGUCUUUUCCUCAUAUAAAUUUAGAGGAACUCGCGGAUGGACUUUUGUUGACAGAUAUCCCUAUUGUUAGUUAUUACAACAAUGUUGAGGAUUCAAGCAAAUCGCUAAUUGAAAGUGUAUUCAAUUUGAAACCUGGAAGAGAUCCGAGCACUAAAAAACCUCUAAACUCACAGUCCGUAAUUGUUAGUGGGUCCAAGUUGGAGAAAGACUGGGUGAAAUGUCCACUUUGUCCGGACAAAUUUCUCACAGUUGAAGCACUACAAUAUCAUAUCAAGAAUGUAAAUCAUGUUGCUAAGAAAUAUGAGUGCGAUUUAUGUAAACGUAAAUUUAGUCAGUUACGUGACAUGGAAAGACAUAGACGUAUACAUACAGGUGAGCGACCGUUUACAUGUGACAUCUGUAACAAAUCAUUCUCACGGAAAGAUAAUCUUAAAUCUCAUGCUCGGAAACAUUCUGUAAAGUGAACUUUAGACAGAUGUAUGUUUACAAAGGAGAGAGACCACUGUCUGCUAUAAAUCUCCUCUAGCAAGAAACUGUCUUCAAGAUGCAUGUUUUCUUAAAAAGAUAUGUUUGGUUUUAAAGUGAGCUGUGAUAUUAUAAAUUAUUACCGAGUAAUUCUUGACAAUAUUACAUAAAUUAUUACAGUUAGAAUUAAAUUAUUUGAACUAUU